Molecule: messenger RNA, 694 nt
Organism: Rubroshorea leprosula
Lineage: Eukaryota; Viridiplantae; Streptophyta; Magnoliopsida; Malvales; Dipterocarpaceae
Source: the annotation of a GenBank genome assembly
GCUCCCGGAUCUGCUCUCCUCUUCCUCCCUUGUCCGCCGGCUGCUCUUGCUUGUGGGUGUGAUUUUCGGUCUUUCUUGGUAAGAAGCAGCCGUGAAUUUAUCUCUUUAGCUUUGAUUUGGGCUUGGGUUUACCUUAAUUCCCUUUUGGUUCUUGAAUUUUCGGUAAUUUCCCCAGAAUUUCCCCUGCACUGCCGCCGGCUUCCCCCCCUGCUAGGCCCGGUUCUGCUAGCUGCAAAUUCUGUACGUGAAUUGAGUGCUCGGUUUUAUGCGAGUGAGGUAAGUAAAUUUACGGUAAUGCCCGUACUGUUUUUAAAAGCAUGUUUUGAUUUGUUUUUGAAGUGGUGGCGGGACUAAACCCGUUUUACACGAGCAUGACUGAUUUGAAGUGAAAUGUUUUAUGCUUUUCAUUAAAUUGAGCAUGCCUACUUGAAAUUUAAGUGAUUGUCCUGAUGAUUUGAAAGUGAUUGGUGAAUUAUGAUUGUUCUGUUAACUUCAGCCUGUUUUGUCUCCGAUGUGGUCAUGUUAUUAGUGACCCUGCUAGUGGGGGAGGUUAUAAACGUUAGCACAUGUCGACAUGUUAUUGAUAGAACCGGAAGUGAAACCGCGAAUGGGGAAAUCACGGGAAGUGACGAGUUAGAAGGCUAGCCAUAUUGUGAUUGGAUAUAGAUUUUAGAAAUAAAUCAUGAUCUUGUAU